AUGUCAACGAUUGUUGCUGACCAAAGGCGUUUGCUGAAGAGUGAUCACAUCAUUGAAGCGGAAAACGAAACCGCUGCAGAAAGGGGCUUCUGGAGUACACUGGGAAAGAACAUUAAAGUGCUAUACUGGUUGGAAACCAGGCAGGCCGACGACGCAGUCAUGAAGAAGCUACACCUGGACGGACUAAGCGGUCCAGCUCUUACGGCUCACAAGAACUACAAGUUUUAUGAAAAAUUCGCCAAAAUGGCUUUGGACAUUCGACUCAGCAAGCGUCUUCAAAAGGAUACCUCCACUUAUCGUGUCUGGACGGAACUGGGCUUCGGGAAGCUUACCAAAGCGUCCGACCUCGCGGGAAUCAUUGGCAGCGAUAAUUUCCAGAUCUACGCGCGUUACGUGACUAGGUUUGACCAGAUGAAAAUUGAAUACUCGCGGGCCUCGAAUUUUCGGAACGCAGUGGUGAUCUCUAGAGAGGUUCCGGAAGUGGAAAUGGUGGCGAGAACGCUUAUUUUGGCCAAAUCAAAGUGGGGAGAGGAGGACGUGAAAAUAUUGCUGGGAUUGACUGUGCCCGGCAAACCGGGAUUGACUUUAAAAGGUGACGCUCUGAAGAAGCACGUGGACUACAAAUACUUCGCCGAGAUCAUCCUGAAGGAAAGACAGAGACUGAAAAAUGAACCGCUUACAUUGAAAGGGCUGGAGCGAAUCUUUGGAAAAGAACUCACUCUGCUUCAACAAGAAUUGGGCAAGUACAAAUGACAACUGACCCGUCUCAGAAACUACCGGACUCCUUCUCGUCCGCCUAGGUGUAGAGCAGUAGAACUUCAUUUUAAUGCAUUAUGAAGAAUGUAUUAACAUGUUAGAUAUGUUCUUGAUAAUGCAUGUCUGUUGGAGCUAAAAAAAAAAAAAACUGAAAAAGAUGCUGGC
This is a messenger RNA of Phytophthora nicotianae INRA-310, 921 nucleotides long. RefSeq lists its product as hypothetical. The coding region runs from base 1 to 753 and encodes 250 amino acids. The transcript has a single exon. The record is from RefSeq and is a predicted model, not a curated record. Lineage: Eukaryota; Oomycota; Peronosporomycetes; Peronosporales; Peronosporaceae.